CUGGCGGCGUUACUGGCACUCCUCAUGCCUGCAGCUGCCAUCGAUCCCCUCUCCACCCUCGAGUGCCAUCGCCGGCAAUACACUUACAAGGUUCACAAGACAGAUGAUAACGGUCGAAUGUGCUGGGACUAUAUCAACGUGAUGAGCUGCUGGGGCCGCUGCGAUUCUAACGAGAUCGCUGACUGGAAAUUCCCAUACAAGCGGUCUCACCAUCCCGUCUGCAUGCAUGAGGAAACUCAUCUCACGCAGGUGACUCUCCGUAACUGCCACGAUGACGUCGCUCCGGGCACGGAGAUCUACUCCUUCCACGAGGCCAACCGAUGUUCGUGCUCCGUGUGCAAGUCCUCGGAGGCGUCGUGCGAGGGUCUGCGGUACAGGGGCGCUCGCAGAGCCCCUCGCGUGGACGUCCCAAGGGGCUAA
Molecule: messenger RNA, 420 nt
Organism: Penaeus indicus
Lineage: Eukaryota; Metazoa; Arthropoda; Malacostraca; Decapoda; Penaeidae
Gene: Gpb5
Product: thyrostimulin beta-5 subunit-like
Exons: 4
Coding region: 25-420 (131 amino acids)
Biological process (GO): G protein-coupled receptor signaling pathway
Cellular component (GO): extracellular region; cytoplasm
Molecular function (GO): hormone activity
Source: RefSeq, a predicted model, not a curated record